AUGGACGUUGUACUCCUUGCCGGCCUUGCGGCUGUAGCGCAGGCGCAGCAGAUCUACGUCACGACGACAGGGUAUACGGCGCGUCCGGAGUGUACAGCAGGUGCGAAGCCGACGCCUAGUUAUCGCUUUGAGGAGUUCUCGUUUACGCAGAGUGAGACUGUUCGGUAUGCUACCUCUGUCCCCUCCCCGACAACGACACACACGUUUGGACCAGGGUAUAGCGAUGCCCUGGAUAAACUAGGGACUAUGCUGUCCACUACUACCUGGGGCAGCUGGGUACCGGGAAAAACAAGCAUCUCAGCCACAGAUACAGACGAUAAAUAUGGCCAGGCAGCAUGGUCGUCGCAGUGGGAGGCCGCCAGCCUGGCGAAUUAUACAGCUAUCGGCCUCUACACAACCACCGCCAGCCCUACCCCUAUUCCCUCGUCUGAGCUCGUCCUCCCACCCCGCGACUACUUCGGUCCGACCGACUGCUACAAUUUCCCGGAUGACUUCCUCUUCGGCGUUGCCGGUUCCGCAGCGCAAAUCGAGGGCGCCAUCGGACUGGAAGGCCGUGCCCCGACUCUACAGGAGAAACUGAUCCAGGACGACUCCCCGAAGAACUACGUCACCAACGAGAACUAUUACCUGUACAAGCAGGAUAUCCAACGCCUUGCCGCAAUGGGGGUGAAGUACUACAGUUUCUCCAUCCCGUGGACGCGCAUCCUCCCUUUCACCGUCCCCGGGAGUCCAAUCAACGAGCAGGGCAUCAAGCACUACAACGAUCUGAUAAAUUAUAUCCUAGAAGUUGGAAUGCAGCCGGUCGUGACGAUGCUACACUUCGACUCGCCGCUAUAUUUCCUCAAGGACGCGAAUCUCUCUGCCACUGCUGAUAUCGGGUACAGCAACGGCGGAUACUGGCAUCCUGAAUUCGUGGAGGCAUUCGUCAACUACGGAAAAAUACUGUUUACGCAUUUCGCCGAUAGAGUCCCCGUCUGGACGACGUUCAACGAACCGUUGCUUUAUGCAUUUAACUUUACCGGGAUAGAUAAUGUGGUUCGCGCACAUGCAGAGCUAUACCACUACUACCACGACACCCUCGGCGGGACAGGGAAAGUCGGAUUCAAACUAAACAAUAACUUCGGCGUACCCAGGAAUCCAAAGAAUGAGAGCGACGUCAAGGCGACGGACAGAUUCAACGAGAUGCAGCUGGGUCCAUUCGGGAAUCCGCUGUGUCUGGGCGAGCAGUACCCUGAUUCUAUCCUUGAGACUCUCCCCGGGGCAACGGCGCUCAGCGAGGAGGAUCUUGAGUAUGUCGCCAAUACGACAGACUUUUUCGGUAUAGAUCCGUACACGGCGACAGUGAUCUCGGUCCCAGCUGGUGGGAUAGAGGCAUGCUCAAGCCAGAAUAUGGAAAUCAACCCGUUAUACCCGUACUGCGUGACGCAGGAAACAACGAACAUCUUCAACUGGGACAUUGGAUACCGCUCGCACAGCUACGUCUACAUAACACCGACAUAUCUACGCUCAUACCUAUCCUAUCUAUGGAACACAUUCCGCAAGCCAGUGAUAAUCGGCGAAUUCGGGUUCCCCGUUUACGAAGAAUCAAAGCGUGAUCUGGUAGAUCAACUCUUCGACUCGCCGCGGAGUACAUAUUACCUCUCGUUCCUAUCCGAGACGCUCAAGGCAAUCUGGGAAGACGGGGUUCAUGUCCUAGGUGCGUUUCCAUGGAGCUUCAUGGAUAAUUGGGAGUUUGGGGACUAUGACAGCCAGUUUGGGAUUCAGGUUGUGAAUCGCACGACGCAGGAGAGGUUCUUUAAGAAGAGUUUCUUUGAUGUUGUUGAUUUUGUAGGGGCGCGAGGAGGAUUGGGGUAUUAG
Messenger RNA from Aspergillus versicolor CBS 583.65, 1857 nucleotides. RefSeq names its product glycoside hydrolase family 1 protein. Gene Ontology annotation, biological process: carbohydrate metabolic process. Bases 1 to 1857 code for a protein of 618 amino acids. The record is from RefSeq and is a predicted model, not a curated record. NCBI's taxonomy places the organism in Eukaryota, Fungi, Ascomycota, Eurotiomycetes, Eurotiales, Aspergillaceae. Gene Ontology annotation, molecular function: beta-glucosidase activity. The transcript has 2 exons.